AUGGAUCGUCUAUCAAGUAAGUCUGCAUUGCUAAAAGGAGCACAGGUGAAGAUGCGCUGUCUAACAGCAGGCAAAACUACAAACUGAAGGUGAAACAUCCGAACAUUAUUGUUCAAAGACCCAGAAUUGCGAACAGGCUCAGAAAUUGAGGCACUUGAGUGUUUUUUAUCUGUAAAGCAUAAGCAAGGACAAUCGGUUCCUCUCCCAAUACAUCGAAAGUGGCAAGCUAAAAUCUCUAUGCAAGGUCAUAAAGUGCCAUUCUUACAGCCAUGGCUGCGAAGUCUAUAA
Blepharisma stoltei is the source of this 288-nucleotide messenger RNA. The record is from the annotation of a GenBank genome assembly. NCBI's taxonomy places the organism in Eukaryota, Ciliophora, Heterotrichea, Heterotrichida, Blepharismidae.